Molecule: messenger RNA, 2826 nt
Organism: Funneliformis geosporum
Lineage: Eukaryota; Fungi; Glomeromycota; Glomeromycetes; Glomerales; Glomeraceae
Source: the annotation of a GenBank genome assembly
AUGACGGAUACUGGAGCUUCUCCGGUAAAAGACAGGCAUAUUCAGAAUUUAAGUAGUACUUUAGCUGCACAGUUAGGGCUACCAGUGGAUUUACUUGAAACUACUUUAAGUUCGGUAAUGGAACAAAAUAAUUUCAAAAUUUCACAAAAUAAACAAAAUCAACGUAAAGAUUCUUUGUCAUCCGUUAUUGAAAUAACGCAUGAUGGGGCGACAUCGAUUAAUGUUAAAUUGCCCAGCUUAUACCUCAACCCUCCAAAAGUUCAAGAGGAAAACUCGAAUAGUAAAUCUAUUGCCGAAGCACACCCCAAACCUUCAGAUGUAAAUACAACAAAUUCAAUUAUUGAAACUUUAAAUUGGCCAGGUUAUUCAUGCCCUAACCAACAGGAUCUUUACGUUAGUUCAAAUAAUAAGAGUAACGUGCCUGAAUAUCAAAAUCGACAAAAUGGUUUUGCUCCUGAUGAUCAUAUGGAAUUGAAAUUUGAUCAACUUCAAGAUGAACCUCACAAAUAUUUUCAAGAUGUUGAUGAACCAUAUUCCGCCGGUUCACAAUCCUUUACUUCUCAGGAAAUUAAUAAACACCAUAAGGCCGAGAGAUUAAUUGAUAUAUCUCCCCCAUCUUCUUCACCGAAUCAUUACGUGAUUGAUGAUAAUGAACGCAAGCAAGAAUCUAAUGAAGAAUUUGAACCUCCAUCUACAUCGAUGAUGGGUAAAUCUUGGAAUAUUGAAUCGCAAGAGGAACUAGGUGGUUGGGAAGAUAUGGAAGAUAUGGGAACUUCUUAUGAACCCAUACAAAGUUUCACUGAAGAAAUGAAUUCACAAGAUACGUUAGAGCCUACUUCACAAAGAGAAAGCAAUCAUUCAUUUGAUGAUGGAUGGAAUGAACCUAAUGUAUAUGAAAUACCGAAAUCAUUGAAUGACAUUAAUACUGACAUUCAGCAAUCAUGUGUUAAUAAUAUAAAAACUUUUGAAUCUAAAGACGAUGAACUGUGUUUUACAAUUAGUCAAACAAACGAGUCAGAAAAUACAAUUGGGAAGAAUCCAGAUAUUAUCGAUUAUCAUGUGCGAGAAUUUGUUAAUUCACCUGCCAAUAUCAAAGCUACACCAGAAGUUGCAACUCAGAAAGUUCAGAAUACAAUCAGAAACAAAAAUUCGGAGAAAUCCUCUUCUGAAUGGCCUUCUCUCUCAGAAUCUGCAAAAAAGAGCGAUUCAAAGAAGAAUAAUGAAGUAGACCUUGGUGCUUGGGGUCCAAUGAGUACGAAUUUUGCUUCUGCUUGGGGUAAACCUAAGAAAUGGAUAUCGGAGACUGAAACAAAGAAACCCGAGAUCCCUGCCACUCCUGUUUGGAAUCCAGAUGAAAUAAAUAAUCGUAAUUGGAAGCCCAUACAAGAUCCCAAACCUCCAUUAUUUAAGAAAAGGCGCAAUACUCCAUUAAAAUACGACUUUGAUGAUAAUGAAGGGUGGGGUGCCCCUCCAACAAAGUGCAUACCAUGGAAUGAUUCUAGGCAAGGAUAUUGUGUUGACUUGAUUGAAGAACAGAAAGAAACGACAUUUUGGUCAAUGCAAAAUGGUAAUUGGGUUAAUGUAAGCGAGGAAUCAAGAAUAACCCAAGAAAAGAAAACCGUUGAAUAUACACCAGAUGGUUCUAGUCGUAGAGAAGUUCGACAGACGAGAACUCAAACUCAACGUAUCGAACGUCAAGGAAUUGAAGGUUCUGACGGUGUUACAAGGAAUGAAAAUUUGGAAACUAGACGUGAACUUGAAGAAUUUGGUUUAGCUGAUCAAGAUAACAUGAUAAUUAAUCUUACAGACCAUUCAGAUAAUGAGAAUGAUAAAGCUUCAAAAGAAACUGAUUUCUAUCAACCAAAGUCCACCAGAACGAUUACAGAGGUACCUGUCUAUCUAGAACGUUUAGGUAAUCCGCAAUGGAAGACUGAAAAAGAAUGGCGGCAGGUUAAGCAAGUGGAAGAAUGUGAUGACCUUAUCAAUCUUGACCCGCCUUCCCUAUCUGACUCGAAGAGCUCGGAAAAUGAUGAAGAACAAGAGCAUGGAAAUGUACAUGCAAAAUCAUAUGGCGAAAGUUAUAAUUUUGAUAAUUAUGAUUCGUCGAAACGUUUUUCAUCUGAUAGAUUAAUAGAGAGGAAUAAAGACAUCAUUAUUGAACAGAAUCAUUUUAUUAAAGCACCAAAAAACAAUAGUUUAUUGAUCAACCUUCUUGAAUCGACCGCUGGAUGUGUGGAUUCAAAUUCAAAGUAUCCACAACAAUUCCAUGAAAGAGAUAAUAAAACUGAAGUCGCUCGGUCUGAAAUUAAACCUUCUGAAAGUUCUCAACUUGUCAGGAAUUUCGAAACAUUUGAAGAUUCGAACGAGUAUCCGGUCCUUACUUGUAACAUUAAACAAACCGACAAUGACAAUUCACCAUUUAAUUCACGAGCCGAUACCCUUGGUUCAUUUACACGACCAAAGUACCGUUGUGAAAAUUUGUCCUUGAUAAAUAUGGAAUCCGAAACUACAAAUUUGUUGGUAUCUGAUGUUAAUAACGAAAAUUAUGUUGAUACUGUUAAUGGAACUCAGGCCGUGGCAGAUAGCGAACCGAAUUCCACAAAACCAGAAACCAACGGGAGUGAAUUCCUUAUUCAUUUAACAAUUGAAACUCAAUCACAUGGAAGGCAAAUAUUACAUUUGAGACAUGAUGAUGAUCCUACAGUUGCAGCAGCCGAGUUCUGCAAAAAAUGGGGAAUGUUGGAAUAUGAAGAUGCAUUGAAGGGUUUCGUUCAGAAGGAGCAAAAGAAGAAGAUCCGUAAACAAAAAUCAAAACGUCGUAGAUAA